This is a messenger RNA of Rhizopus microsporus ATCC 52813, 1070 nucleotides long. RefSeq lists its product as uncharacterized. The transcript is spliced from 3 exons. Lineage: Eukaryota; Fungi; Mucoromycota; Mucoromycetes; Mucorales; Rhizopodaceae. The coding region runs from base 37 to 741 and encodes 234 amino acids. The record is from RefSeq and is a predicted model, not a curated record.
CUCUAGGCUGAACUUGCAGAAGAUUAUGAAUUGCAAAUGGAUAAGCUUGUCUCUGAACACACAGAGGCAAUAAGAAAUUUAGAGACCCAGUUGAAGGAAGCAAUGGAACAGGUGGAGACAGUCCAAAAGCAGGCUGAGGUUGACAGGGCAGCAUUAGAACUACAAUACCGUGAGAAAUUAGCCUCGUUGGAAGCAGAAUACCAGUUACAAACAGAAAAUCAUGUGAAGAGCAAUGAAGAUGUGGCCGAAAAGAUGCAAAAGGAAAUCGAAGACUUGCAAAUGCAAUGGAAAGAGGAAGAGACCAAAAAGAUGAGUGAACUUGAACAAGAAUACCAAGAGCGGCUAAACUCUAUUAAGGCUGAGCAUGAAAAAGCAAUGAGUACUGCGGUCAGUGAGCCACUUGCCUUAAAGGAAAAGGAACUGACGGGAAAAGAGCAAGAAAUUAAUGAAUUAAAAUCAAAAUUAAAUGAAAAGGAAAAAAUAGAAGAAGAGUUACGCACGUUAAAGAUUGCAUAUGAUAAAAUGAUCCAAGCCAAAGAUCAAGAAAUCAAAGAAGCAGAGGAACGAUUAGGGGAAACGAUGGUGACGAGCCAGGUAAGUAAUGGCUAUAUUAAAAUAGAAAUAGUGGAUUCAAAGUUAUGUAAUAGUCUGAUGACAGCAGUAAAAUACAGUCAAUUGUAUCUCAGCAUCAAAAAGAGAUCAAGGUGCUUCAAACUCAAUUCCAACAAUUACUUGACUUGAAAGAUAAAGAAAUUGAAGGAUUUGCUUAUCGUCUAAAGACGAUUACGGCUACACAACAAAAGGAUAUCGAAAAGUUAAAUGAAGAAUACAAGCAGAAGAUGAGUGCCCUUGAAUCGGAAUGCCAAAAGAAGGAUGAAUCCUUAAAAUCAAAGGCCCUUGAAAUGAGGUGGAUGGCUGCUGAAUUUGAAAGUUCAGAGGCCAAACUAAAGGACCAGAGUACAAAAUUACAGAAUUUGGAAAAUGACAACAAUCAACUCCGAAUAGCUCUUCAUCAACAGCAGGAAGAGAAUAAACAGAUGUUAAGGUAAAUAAGGUGUUUCCAUAGUGAC